AUGGAAAAGGGGCUUAUCAAAGGCCACAGAGUAAAUGAAAAUCUGGUAUUUAGGGUGCUGAAACCAAGCCACAUUAACUAUGACUUCACCAUCAGACCUGCCAAGAACUUUGGAGGAACCUUUAAUUUCGUUUACAAUGGAAUUCAACUUGUGGCUGCUGAUCCGAUAGAGGCAUGCGGAGAGAUUCAAAAUGCAGAUGAAGUCAGAGGAGCCGUUGCUCUAGUAAAACGAGGGGAGUGUUCAUUUUUAUCCAAAAGCAUUGUCGCUGACCGGGCCGGUGCAUUGAUGGUGAUUAUCUUUGAUUAUGACAAGAAAAAUGAUAACAGAUUCAUUGAUAUGAUUGACGAUGAUACAAGACGUCCGACUACUAUUCCGACAGCGUUCAUGCAGGGAAGAGAUGGAUUUUGGCUUGAGCAAUACCUCACAGUAGACAAAGAAAUCAUAGAGAUAGCCAUUCCAGUCAACACAACUGGCAUUCCAUACUCUCAUCUUCACAGGCCACCGUGGACGCUCUGGUAGCAAGAAACAUCUGAUCGCUUCCAAAAUAUGGGCUUUCAACCAAAAGAUUCCUUAAUCAGAAAUUUAUAUGAACUUUUUAAAAAUGAGUUGGUGAGUGGUGGAAUAUGUCUAUGCAUUAACAGGACACCAACAUGUGACAGAAUGUGUGGAAAGAGAGAUUAGAAGAAGAAAUAAACUCUAGAUGUGCGUUGUUUUGAAAUGUAAUUUCAUUACACAACCAGUUGUUUUAACUGGUACAGUAUGUGUUCAUUAUAAGAUGACAUGUGGGUUAGUUUUGUUAAAGUUUGGGGGUUCCAGGUUGGUUUUAAGGCAUCAUGAACCUUUCUUUCCUGUACAUGCUUCAGACAUUAAAUACAAAUUAGUAGACCAGAUGUGAUGGGAAAUGCCUGUAGAAAUUAUCAGACAAGUAUUAGGCAUCCUUUAUGUGUUCAUGAUCAAUCCUUCACUGUAUAUUGAAUUGCAUCAUUGUUUUAGAAUUUAUUCUUACACAAUAAAAAAAAGCCCUCAUAGUCAUGAUAGACAUUUUAAAUUUGUUAAUUCAGUAUUAGAAUUUCAAUGAUUGGUAUUCUCAUAGCAUAGAUUAGCGAGUUACGCUUAGGUUGACUUAGGCCCCCCCCGAAAAAAAAAAAUUGGAUAGCCAGUUGCUAACUCCGUCACCAAUUGCAGAUUAUUUUCAUACUUCAUUUUGUAUAUUCAUUCUGUUGUGAAAUGAAAAGAAAUGAUAUGAAUAUACAAUGUAUAAUGACUUCUUUCUUACACUCUCCUUUUCAUUAAUGUUGAAUUAGAAGGAUGGAGUAGCAUUCCGGAGAAGUAUUAAACCGAGGGUUGAUUAAGAGAAUACCACAUACUAUAUUUCCUUUGAGCUGUAAAUGUGCAAUAUUUUGAAAUGUAUUUGAGUGACUAUUCAUAAAUCCAACAAAGAUGAAGUGAAAGCAAAUUAUGAUGACAUCUUUAUAAAAUUCAAAAAGGAAAAGUAAGAAUAAAUUCAUGAAUAUAUGAAAUAUCAAUUGGCUCACCAGUAUAAUGUCUCAUGAAACGUAUCAUCAAUUCUAAGAGCCUUAAUCUGAAUUAUCAUUUUACUUCAAACACUAUCUCAAUUUGUAUUUUUUUAUAAUGGUACUCACUAGUUUUUAGACCAUUGAACAGGCUGUUAUCAAGAAUCCUCCGGGGGGGGGGGGGGGGGGGGAGAAAAUCGCUUUAAUUUUUUGGUCUAAUUUUGAUGAUUCUACAGCUUGCCAAUUUUGUUUAGUUACAAGAUUUUUUGACAUCAAAGGGUGAUGUUUUCAUUAUUCAAUUCAUGUUAUGAAUUUGAGAUGAGAACAGAAUAUUAAUUUAGAUUGAUUAAUUACCUCUUUUAUUUCUGAAUUCCAUGACUGCUGUUAACUUGAUACAGGGAGUAUCCAGCCAGGAAGAAAGUAAUUUUCUUAAAAUUUUAUUCAUCCUCUAUUAACUUAUCUGUUUAUUAAUUAUUCAUACAGGUUGAAUACAUGGUAGGAUGACUGGCUUAUUAUUAACCUGUUGUGUAAGAUGUUGUUUCUAAUAACAGUUAUGAUAAUGAUAUUUAGUUCUCCUGUAAAAGCGCUCGUGUCUCUCUGAUCAGACACUCCUGUCGCUUCACAGUUAUAACUCUGGCUAUAGCAGAGGUGCCAACAUGCACCUCAGCAUUUCAAGAAAUAAGUUCCUGCCAUGUUCCCAUACCUCACCUGGUUGGAGUGUGGCCAGUGUACAUCAAUGUCUUAGCAGUGAAGUCAUUAGAGUGUAAUUGGUGGAUAAGAUGCCGCAAAUUCUGUUAUUUAACAGCUUGGAUAACUUGGACAAUUCCAGGAUGACAUCUGAAACCAGGGACCCCUUGUAACAUGAAGAUCGUGAUUGUUCGUAAAACUGAUUCCUAUAAUCGAUUGCAUUAAUUAUUGUAUGUGAUCAGUCCUAAUUUUCAGCCACCAGAUCAGCCACUAAGGUUUAUGUUUAGGGGGCCCAACACACGUGUCCAGUGGGUCAGGUAGCAUAGUUUCUACAGAGGUUACUGGAAUGUCUUUACAAUCGACUUUGGUCUGUGGUUGGUCAACCCUUGGUCUUAGAGUUUUCCUGGCAAAAUCUCCCAUAACACAAUCUAAAUUCACUUCUAUGAUGUCACAACACCUGAUGAAGAUCUUCUGUCCACUGUAAAAGGUUGUUUAAAAAUAACACAUGUUUAAUUAUUUCUGGGACUGUGAGAUUUUAUUAGUUGGAGCAUUGUGGCCCAGUGGAUUAGUCUUCUGACUUUGAAACAGAGGGUCAUGGGUUCGAAUCCCAGCCGUGGUGUUAUUUCCUUCAGCAAUAAAUUUAUCCACUUUGUGCUGCACUCAACCCAGGUGAAGUGAAUGGGUACCUGGCAGGAUUAAUUCUUUGAAUGCAUGAGCGCUGAAAGGCAGUUCGAGCAAAAGCCGGGGUAAUGAUAAUAAUAACAACGUGCCUCGGAAUAGAAUAUUUUCUAGAUAGAUGGCACUAUAUAAAUGCCUAUUAUUUUUCUUAUUUGUUAAGGAAAAGUUAUUGAGUUAUAUCUGCAGCCAACAGAGUCUUUAGUGGCCUUCAGGUUUGUUCCCAUCUUUAGGUCAAUUUAAUCUUCCUACCACAUGAAUCUCAUAUGAGUUGCAUGAUAAAUGAGGAUGAUGUCUUUAAUAGACUUCAUCACUUAUGGUGUCCAUUUCAUAAAGAAUUGCUAUGCAAGGUUUCAGAAGAUUAUUACAGAAUGAUUUCCUGUGACUUCAUGUUGAUGACACCUGUGACAUUAGACCUGUGAAGCUAUGGUAAUAUGACUGGACAGCCAAUCAGAAUAAAGUGGUAUUAAAAAUAAUGGUUAAGUUACCAUACUGUACUUGUCUUUAUGAAACAUGUCUGUAAUUCGCAAUUUCAAUUUUGGGGUAAUAUUCCAUUGUUGAUAAUGCAAAAGACACCAGCAAAGCAUAAAAAUAAAAAAAGAAGGAAUGUAUGGAUCAAUAUAUUUAUAAAGCCAAAAAUGUCAAAUAUUGAAUGCAAUCUCAAAUCUGAAUGCAGUCGUAUGAAAUAAUAUGCGGGGUAAGCCAACUUGCAGAAAUUUAAAUUUCAAUGCCAAGUUGACUUUUCAAUUUUUCCAACAAUAUUUGCUUACAUUGUGAUGUGUAAUUGCGGAUUUCGAACCUAUAUGAUCUAUCGAUGGAACUAUUUCUUCAAAAUUGUUUAUAAAUAUUUUCUGCACUUUUUCAUUUUUUUUUCUGUUCCUACAGAAAACUUUCAUCAGUUGGGGAUGAUAAAUCAGAUAACUUUUAAGCUUCAACCAACGUUAAUGAUUAUUCGGGGCGAGCUUUUGUCCACUCCUGUGGACUUUCUCAAGCCAAUUGAUCAGUGACAAAGUUUGCUGCCUGUGGAGGUCUGUACUUCCGUGUUUCUUGAUCAAUGGACCAAAGAUUUGAUACAAUGUAUAUCCAGAGUCUCUAUUCAUCAGUACUGGAUUAAUCCUUUUCAUCCACAGUGAUUCCUUCACCUUUCUUUUCCAGAAGUUACUUUCAAAGUCAAUUGCUUAGGCAUCAUACCAUCCAAUGUUAUGACGUGUAUUGAGGGCGUGUUCUACUACAGUUGAAUGGGAUCGAUUGUUCAGUCUGAGGGCUCUUUUAUGUUCCUUUAUUGUUAUGUUGGAGAAACAGGCAUAACUCUGAUUGAAUGAAUUUAGGAACAUAAAAGAGUCCUCAGAUUGAACAAACCAUCCCAUUCAACUAGAGCAGAACACUGCCUCAAUACACGUCAUAACAUUGGAUAGGAUGAUGCCCAAGUAAUUGACUUUGAAUGUAACUUCUGGAAAAGAAAGGUGAAGAAAUCACUGUGGAUGAAAAGGAUUAAUCCAGUACUGAUGAAUAGAGACUCUGGAUAUACAUUGUCUCCAAUCUUUGGACCAGUGAUCAAGAAAUACAGAGGUACAGACCACCACAGGCACUGAUCAAUUGGCUUGAGAAAGUCCAAAAGAGUGAACGAAAGCUCGCCCAAAAUAAUCAUUAAGGUUGGUUGAAGCUUAAGAAUGAUUUAAUUUUCUGUUCAUGUUUGUUUUGUAAUGCAUUGUCUCUGACUCUCUGUCAUAUAUGUUAUACCUGGUGAUAUGUAAAUUCAUUGUUUCUUGAUGCAAAUAUAUAUUUUUGAAAGAUUUCAGAUUUCAUUCAUGCUUGUCUUUGUCUUCCCCAUCUUCAUAAAAUGAAAUCUUUGUUUCAUUUCAUGUUCUACAUGCAUAUCUACACGUAUGUAUCAGUGAAUAUGUACUAAUUGAUAUAAUUUACUUCAUCUGUGGGUAUUUUUUUUAGUAUUGUGUAGAUUAUAUUGAUCAUAUAUGUAAGUCUUCCAGUCGUCAAUGUUUCAUCUCUGAAUUCUAGUUCUUAUUUCAAUGUAGUGUUCCAUAAAUCAAAGGGAAAUUAAGAAUAUGAGUUCAAUUCCAGUUUUGUAAUUAUUUUGACACUUUAUCAUAUGCUUCUCACUUAAUGUGUUUUCAAAAAUUAUUUUGUUUUAAUUGUACUAUUACAAUUGCAUAUCAAGAUUGUUUACAUUAUUUUUGUUAAAUCAAAUUUCUCAGUCCAUGUGCCUUCAUCAUUUUAUUGAACUCAGUGAUUGCAAAAUAAUAUUCAGUUGAAUGAUGCUGCUCGCGAUUACUCAGGUAGCUGAAAAAAUUAAAACUUUGUAUGGCAAUCUUGUAUGAUUAUCUUGUACAAUCUUGUUAGAUUGUUUGAAAUCAAGUACUUGUUAUGAUUGUGUCAUUGCUUUUCUAAAAAAAGUGUCAAGUGGUUUAUGGAGACUACUUCAAUAAAAUAUAAUGAUAUAUGGUUUGUAAACAUACUGCUAUAUUCCAAUGUUGUAAAAUUCCA
Molecule: messenger RNA, 5378 nt
Organism: Lytechinus pictus (painted urchin)
Lineage: Eukaryota; Metazoa; Echinodermata; Echinoidea; Temnopleuroida; Toxopneustidae
Product: protease-associated domain-containing protein 1-like
Exons: 5
Coding region: 1-519 (172 amino acids)
Source: RefSeq, a predicted model, not a curated record